CCCCUUGAAACCACCCUUCAAGAAUUCCUCUUCAGCACACAAUAUCUCUUUUUACUUCUGCAAGCAACUUCAUCCUCUUUCUCGCAAUGGAGGGACAAUCUAGGAGGCUGGUAAUCCACGCUCCGGCCGGUCCGGUGGCCGGUCCGGCGUUGUCCAAACCCAAAGCUGCGGCCGAGCCGGGCGGCUCCUUCACCUCGUUCGAUGCCAAUGUCAUCAUGGUUCUGGCUGUCUUCCUCUGCGCCGUGAUAUGCGCGCUCGUCGUCAACGGCGUCGUCCGGUGCAUCCUCCGGCUGACGAACCGGGCUUGGGUCGGGCCCGAGCCACCUGGCGCGUUGGACCGGCCGGCCCCAACCCGGGUUGGCAGGAAGGAGGCCUUGAUGGCAUUGCCAACUUUGGUCUACUCGGCCGGGCUCGGGCUGCCACUUGCCGGCUCCGACUGCGCCAUAUGCCUCUCCGAGUUCCUGCCCGGCGAGCGCGUCCGGGUGCUCCCCAAGUGCAACCAUGGCUUCCACGUCCGGUGCAUCGACCGGUGGCUCGCGUCCCGGUCGUCGUGUCCGAUGUGCCGGCAGGGCCUGUUCGGCUCGUGCCCGGUGAUCUUUGGGUGCAGGGAAGUGGGCCUGACCGGACGAACUCAGCCGGCCGUGGUGCCAGUGGACCCGGAACAGGGUUUCCCGGUUGGGUACAGGGUAGAUUCCUAGCGGUUUGUUGAGACAUGUACACUUGUAUAUACUGGGAGUGGGUUGUGCACUGGCUUUAGAUACUGGCUUAGUUUGAAAGGUACCGGUUUGUAGUCUUCUUUGCCGCUUUUAUUUCGACUGGUUCUUGUCGUUCAGGUGUACUGGGAAUCUAGUCAAGUUAGAUAUAUUUGAGGUGUAGUCAAGUUCAUUGCAUGUUUGGUUAGGAUAUAAAGUUUGCAAGAAAAGUGCAAUGAUUUGAUUAUGUUACGUUGCAUAUAUUGGGUCUAGUAGAAAUGAAAUCUAAUCUUUCAGGAAAGAAGCCCGCCGCCUACGUGUAUGGAAGUCGAAUCCAGUUGUGCAGGAGAACUGAAUUCAACUUGAAUGAAGCAUAAAUUUUGAA
Molecule: messenger RNA, 1077 nt
Organism: Phoenix dactylifera (date palm)
Lineage: Eukaryota; Viridiplantae; Streptophyta; Magnoliopsida; Arecales; Arecaceae
Source: RefSeq, a predicted model, not a curated record